ACAGUUCUUUGCAAAUUUGAAACUUUUUUUUCUCUCUCUCUCCUGUGGAGUCAAGUUUCAAACUCGGCUAACAAGGGGGUUCAGUUUCCUUGCACCGCCAGCCCUCGGCUGUUUAUUUGGCGAAUGAUUCCCCUCCAAAAUCUGGAGCCUGCGAAUUUACAGCCUUUUAAAACCGAUCAGGGGGAACGAAAAGGUUUGAUCUCCCCCCUCUCUGUUUAGGAAAAAGUUCGCUUGGAGCCGGAUCAAAGUUCGCGGCCAUUCACAGUUUAAGGAAAACAGAGACGAUGGACGUCUUCAACACUAAAAGCCUGGCCAUCCAGGCACAGAAAAAACUUCUGGGCAAGAUGGCGUCCAAAAGCAUGGCCAAUAUCUUCAUCGACGACACAAGCAGCGAGGUCUUGGAUGAACUUUACCAGGUGACCAAGGAAUACACAAGAAACAAAAAGGAAGCCCAGAAGGUUAUUAAAAACCUGAUCAAGGUGGUGGUUAAGCUCGGGGUUCUCUACAGGAACAACCAGUUCAGCGCAGAGGAGCUGGUGCUGGUGGACAAGUUCCGCAAGAAGGUCCACCAAUUGGCCAUGACAGCCGUCAGUUUCUACCAGAUUGACUUCACAUUCGACAGGCGAGUUCUUGCAAACAUCCUGAACGAGUGCCGGGAAUUGCUGCACCAGGCUAUCAAACGGCAUCUAACAUCCAAGUCCCACGGGCGCAUCGACCACAUCUUUAACCACUUUGCGGAUUGUGAAUUCCUGGCGACGUUGUACGGUCCCACAGAGCCUUACCGCGUACAUGUGCAGAAGCUUUGCGAAGGGGUUAACAAAAUGCUAGAAGAUGGAAACAUUUGAUUGGGGCAUUUGCACGAGUGACAGAGUGGAUGUACUGUGAGGUGGAGGGCUUUUUAUAUAAAAAAAAACGUAUGGCAUAAAAAUGUUUGUUUUGAUGAGGUUCCUUUUUCCACAGACAUGGCAAAAUGCCCUACCACAAUUUGAUGCUGAAGUAUUUUACUACAGUGAGUCAUUUAAUUUCUAGGGCAUUGAACUGUGGGCUACCCCAUUUUCAAAACCUCAUUACAUGUGAGCAAUUCAGGAAAUAGAGAGAUCUUCCUUAGAUGGAUCCAGGCUAAAGCCAAGCCCCAUGCCCAAAUAAUUGGAAUCAAACAUGACCUUAUGAUGAAAAUAGCUUGCAUGUACACUGUAUGCACAAUCUCCUGUCCAACUGGUAGAUGAAUAAUCUGAGGGGAGCUCUACUCAGUUGUGUAGCCCCAGAUAGUUUAGGGUUCAAUCCCUAUUUUAGCCAAAGUGGCUGAACUUGGCCAUGGAAAUGGUAGUGAGAUGAGAACUGGGCUUGGGCUUCCUGGGCUAGAAUGCAAGGAGGGAAAUCAAUUAGGGUUCCAGAUUGGCUAUCCAAUAACCCUGGCUUGAAAGUACGUGUGGACAAGAUCAGGCUCAGCAAUGUUGCCCCUACAGCCAGAUAGCCUAACUAUGUUCAUUACCUGGGUUCAUGUGUGUGAUUGAGAUACACAGGGCUGUGAUGCCUUUAAGAGUUGAUGUCUUCGAGAGAGGAGGAAAAAUAUUUGGGGCAAAGUCAGGGAGAAAGGACAACACAAGCCAAGUCCAUCGAGCACUUGCAUCCUCUGUGAACCACUACAAUCAUUCUCCAAUUGCAAAGCUCGGCCUCAAGGUUAUAAAAACACUGAUUCUGAGCAAGACUGUGGUUUUAGCCUGAAGCCAUCAAACAAAUCAAAUGCUAAAUGGACUUACUGUUCCUCAUCUAGACUUGCAUAGUUUAUUUUUUACCACCAAUGUCAAAUGAUUAUAUACCAUGUGUGAUACCAGCUAUGACUUAUGGGGUUUUUUUCAGCAUUGAGACACUUAAAUUGCUGGGUCCAUUUGUGUGUGAUUGCCCAUCUGCUGUCUGUACUUGGAGCCAUUCUGUAUCCAUACUGAGUUUGCGUUUUAUUUGGGGAGUAUUGUGUAUUGGUUUUCAAAGUGGAGAAUUGACAUCUGUUAUAAUGUGAAACAGUUUGCAUGCUGCAGUUCUAAUCUUUAUUUCUAUCACAUCUGUUCUUUAAAUAUUUGUACUGUAAGUUCACAGUUGAAAAAUUGUCAAGUUCCCUUCAA
Carcharodon carcharias (great white shark) is the source of this 2120-nucleotide messenger RNA. RefSeq names its product tumor necrosis factor, alpha-induced protein 8-like 1 (gene tnfaip8l1). Gene Ontology annotation, biological process: regulation of apoptotic process. The coding region runs from base 285 to 845 and encodes 186 amino acids. Gene Ontology annotation, cellular component: cytoplasm. The transcript has 2 exons. Lineage: Eukaryota; Metazoa; Chordata; Chondrichthyes; Lamniformes; Lamnidae. The record is from RefSeq and is a predicted model, not a curated record.